AUGGAAAUGAUGAGUGAGGAGAAAAGAAAGGAUGGACUGAAGAAGCUCCAGCCCAAUGACCUGGGACUGAGCAUCAAAUCAUCUAAUGGUUGUUUGGUUUCACAGUCAGGUAUCUUCACCCUGUUCCCAGGCCCAGUUUCCACCUUGAUCACGCUCAUGAUACUUGAAUUCUGUAUUUUAGAAUCUCAGAAGCAAGGUUUCAAUGUAAUUAGGCUACUGAGCGGAUCAGCUGUAGCACUGGUUAUAGCCCCCACUGUCUUACUGACAAUGCUUUCUUCUGCCGAACGAGGAUGCCCUAAGGGCUGUAGGUGUGAAGGCAAAAUGGUAUAUUGUGAAUCUCAGAAAUUACAGGAGAUACCCUCAAGUAUAUCUGCUGGUUGCUUAGGUUUGUCCCUUCGCUAUAACAGCCUUCAAAAACUUAAGUAUAAUCAAUUUAAAGGGCUCAACCAGCUCACCUGGCUGUACCUUGACCAUAACCACAUCAGCAAUAUUGAUGAGAAUGCUUUUAAUGGAAUACGCAGACUCAAAGAGUUGAUUCUGAGCUCCAACAGAAUCUCCUAUUUUCUCAACAAUACCUUCAGACCUGUGACAAAUUUACGGAACUUGGAUCUGUCCUAUAAUCAGCUGCAUUCUCUGGGAUCUGAACAGUUUCGGGGUCUGCGAAAGCUGCUGAGUUUACAUUUACGAUCUAAUUCCCUGAGAAACAUCCCCGUGCGAAUAUUCCAAGACUGCCGCAACCUGGAACUUUUGGACCUGGGAUAUAACCGGAUCCGAAGUUUAGCCAGGAAUGUCUUUGCAGGCAUGAUCAGACUCAAAGAACUUCACCUGGAGCACAAUCAAUUUUCUAAGCUCAAUCUGGCCCUUUUUCCAAGGUUGGUGAGCCUUCAGAACCUUUACUUGCAGUGGAAUAAAAUCAGUGUCAUAGGACAGACCAUGUCCUGGACCUGGAGUUCAUUACAAAGACUUGAUUUAUCAGGCAAUGAGAUCGAAGCUUUUAGUGGACCUAGUGUUUUCCAGUGUGUCCCAAAUCUGCAGCGCCUCAACCUGGAUUCCAACAAGCUCACAUUUAUUGGUCAAGAGAUUUUGGAUUCUUGGAUAUCCCUCAAUGACAUCAGUCUUGCCGGGAAUAUAUGGGAAUGCAGCAGAAAUAUCUGUUCCCUGGUAAACUGGCUGAAAAAUUUUAAAGGACUGAGGGAGAAUACAAUUAUCUGUGCCAGUCCCAAAGAGCUGCAAGGAGUAAAUGUUAUCGAUGCAGUGAAGAACUACAGCAUCUGUGGCAAAAGUACCACGGAGAGGUUUGAUCUGGCCAGGGCUCUCCCAAAGCCGACAUUUAAGCCCAAGCUCCCCAGGCCGAAGCAUGAGAGCAAACCCCCUUUGCCCCCCACAGUGGGAGCCACGGAGCCUGGCCCAGAGACCGAUGCUGACACUGAGCACAUCUCUUUCCAUAAAAUCAUCGCAGGGAGCGUGGCCCUUUUCCUGUCUGUGCUCGUCAUCCUUCUUGUUAUCUAUGUGUCGUGGAAGCGGUACCCUGCCAGCAUGAAGCAGCUGCAGCAGCGCUCCCUCAUGCGAAGGCACAGGAAAAAGAAAAGACAGUCCCUAAAGCAAAUGACUCCCAGCACGCAGGAAUUUUAUGUAGAUUAUAAACCCACCAACACGGAGACCAGCGAGAUGCUGCUGAAUGGGACGGGACCCUGCACCUAUAACAAAUCGGGCUCCAGGGAGUGUGAGAUACCUUUAUCAAUGAAUGUGUCAACUUUUCUGGCAUACGACCAGCCCACAAUAAGUUACUGUGGGGUGCAUCAUGAACUUCUCUCUCAUAAAUCCUUUGAAACGAAUGCACAGGAAGAUACGAUGGAAACACACCUAGAGACUGAGCUGGACCUGAGCACAAUCACAACAGCUGGCCGAAUCAGUGACCAUAAACAGCAGCUGGCUUAA
This is a messenger RNA of Lagenorhynchus albirostris (white-beaked dolphin), 1938 nucleotides long. It is a transcript of the gene LRRTM3, whose product is annotated as leucine rich repeat transmembrane neuronal 3. Gene Ontology annotation, cellular component: plasma membrane. The record is from RefSeq and is a predicted model, not a curated record. Gene Ontology annotation, molecular function: protein binding. The coding region runs from base 1 to 1938 and encodes 645 amino acids. The transcript has 4 exons. NCBI's taxonomy places the organism in Eukaryota, Metazoa, Chordata, Mammalia, Artiodactyla, Delphinidae.